UCUCUUAGAGCCUUGGGAUCUGAUACAGGAGGCUCUACACGAAACCCUGGUUCUCUCUGUGGGGUCGUGGCUCUGAAACCCUCUUACGGCCUACUCUCUCGGCACGGCCUCAUCCCUCUGGUCAACUCAAUGGACGUGCCGGGAAUCAUGACCAGGAGUGUCCAUGAUGCUGCCACUGUCUUGAGGAUACUGCAGGGCCGAGAUGAGAGGGACUCAACGACUGUCCAGGCACCCGACACCCCACCUAGCCUUCCUGAACACUUUGACAUUAGAGACAUAUGUGUUGGCAUACCGAAGGAGUAUCAUGCUCCGGGCCUGUCUAAGGACACUCUGGCCCAGUGGAGUCGAGUCGCAGCCAUGUUUGAGCAGGCAGGGGCGCGGGUACAAGAAGUAUCUCUUCCACACACACAGCACUCCAUCGUCUGUUACCACGUCCUAUGUUGCUGUGAGGUUGCAUCAAACAUGGCACGUUUCGAUGGGCUUGAAUACGGCCAUCGCAGUGCAGUUGACAGCUCCACAGAUGCCAUGUACGCCACCACACGACAUGAAGGCUUCAACAAUGUGGUCCGCAGAAGAAUCCUCUCAGGGAACUACUUCCUUCUGAAAUCGAACUAUGAGCGUUACUUUGUGAAGGCUCAGCAAAUCCGCCGUCUUAUCACUGAAGAUUUUAAAACAGUCUUCCGCUCUGGCAUAGACGUUCUCCUCACACCCACAACGCUGAGUGAUGCAGCCCGCUACUCUGACUUCAUACAGGAAGACAACCGAACACGCAGUGCUCAGGAGGAUGUCUUCACCCAGCCUGUCAACAUGGCAGGUUUGCCUGCUGUGACAGUGCCAACAGCCCUUUCACCCCGAGGUCUUCCCAUUGGCCUGCAGCUGAUUGGUCAGGAACUACAGGACUGGAAGUUGUUGACAGUAGCCCACUGGAUGGAGCAACAACUUAACUUUCCAUUGGUCCGUUUUCAUGAAGACUCAAAUAAGAGAGAGCUGGACCAAUCAUUCAGAGAAAGGACACAUACAGUAGGAUUAUAACCAAAACACAAAGAACAAGUAGAGUUAGGAAGAAAUGAAACCUUUGACAGUUAAAUUUAGUAUGAAGUGAGAAUGUUUGUUGUAG
This is a messenger RNA of Rhinichthys klamathensis goyatoka, 1117 nucleotides long. RefSeq names its product glutaminyl-tRNA amidotransferase subunit QRSL1 (gene qrsl1). Lineage: Eukaryota; Metazoa; Chordata; Actinopteri; Cypriniformes; Leuciscidae. The annotation marks the transcript as partial. Gene Ontology annotation, molecular function: glutaminyl-tRNA synthase (glutamine-hydrolyzing) activity. The transcript has 6 exons. Gene Ontology annotation, biological process: glutaminyl-tRNAGln biosynthesis via transamidation; mitochondrial translation. The record is from RefSeq and is a predicted model, not a curated record. Gene Ontology annotation, cellular component: glutamyl-tRNA(Gln) amidotransferase complex; mitochondrion.